This is a messenger RNA of Xenia sp. Carnegie-2017, 2931 nucleotides long. Its product is annotated as WD repeat-containing protein 75-like. Bases 110 to 2593 code for a protein of 827 amino acids. Gene Ontology annotation, molecular function: protein binding; RNA binding. The record is from RefSeq and is a predicted model, not a curated record. Gene Ontology annotation, cellular component: nucleolus. The transcript is spliced from 25 exons. Gene Ontology annotation, biological process: positive regulation of rRNA processing; positive regulation of transcription by RNA polymerase I. NCBI's taxonomy places the organism in Eukaryota, Metazoa, Cnidaria, Anthozoa, Malacalcyonacea, Xeniidae.
GUCCUGCGGGAUGCUGAGCCGAGCAUGUGCCUCAUUGGACUAUCCCAUGGUCAAUUCACAGGAUAAUUUGGUCUCGAAUAAAUGGCUUGUUAAUGGUAGAAAAUAAACCAUGAUGAAAUUGUCAGAAAUUGGUAAGGUUCGUGCACUUAGUGGAACAUCUAUAUCCAGUGUGGUAUUCAGCAAAGAUUCAAAGUCUUUGUUUUGUGCUUGUGGCUGCCAAUUAAAAAAAUAUUGUGUUUCUACUGGAGAGUUGGUGUCAGUUUAUGAAGGUCAUAAUGAUCAAGUUACAGAUCUCUGCAUCAAUCCAAAUAAUCAACUACAGUUGAUAUCUUGUUCAUUAAAUGGCGAUGUCUAUUUCUGGGAUAUUUUGGAUGGUUCUAUCAUUACUAAAUGCAAAUCGCAAUAUUCUUUACAUGGAGUUACUGUUCACAAGGACCAUCCUAAUACUUUGUUUAUUGUUAAAAGAAAUGAUAAAAGAAAGGAUAAAUUUUUGUUUGGAAAAUCAAGCCUGUCUUCAGAAAAUAAAGGCCUUCAUGAAGUCAACUCAUGUUUGAAGUUUGACAAAAUUUGCAAAAUUAUAAGUUGCCCUGAUGCUUUUUGCUUUAGCGAGAAGGGUGAACAAGUUGCAGUUGUAUCGAAGCACAACUUACAGAUUUGGUAUUUCAAGGAAGAGAUACUUCAAAGACACUAUUGCAAGGCUGAGAUAACGUCAGUUGCAUACCAUCCACAUGAUGCAUGCAUUGCUACUGGGCACGACAAUGGAAAGAUUUUCAUUUGGAAGAAUAUAAAGCUUGAUUCUGAACCAAUACGAAGCAAGCUUCACUGGCAUGCGCAUUCAGUUGCUAGUUUAAAGUUUAGUCAUGACGGUGCAUAUUUAUAUUCUGGUGGCGAGGAGUCAGUAUUGGUCUUCUGGCAAGUGGAUUCCAACCAUAAACAGUUUAAGCCUCGUCUUGGUGCUCCUAUAGCUCAUAUUUGCAAUAGUGACGACGAUGCUCUGAUAGCAGUUUCUCAUGUUGAUAAUGUGAUCAAUUUAGUUUCUGCCGUGGAUUUGUCCGUUGUAAAUGUUGUUCAAGGUCUCACCAGAGCAAACAAAGUUUAUUCUGGUUUGGUUGCGGAUCCCUGUAGUAAAUCAUUGGUACUCAAUAAUAAAGAUGGCAGUUUACAGUUUUACCGACCGGAAACUGAUUGUUUAUCUUUCACAUUAGACAUAGUUCAGCAAAACUACAUUUCGCGAUUAAAGAAUACUCCAUUACAACUGAUAGUUGUUGAGCAUGUCAAGUUUUCAGAUGAUGGAAGCUGGCUUGCUACGAUAGAACGAAGAGACGAUGGUAAAAUGACACCGGAAAAUCGUUUGAAAUUUUGGAAAUAUAACAAAAAAUCGCAAAGACAUGUGCUUAACACGUGCAUAGAUCCACCUCACGAAGGAAAAGUUAUCUCUAUGGAAUUCCAGCCUGGUACUUCAAAGACUCAGCUGGCUAUGAGUGCUUCCAUUGAUGGAAAGUUUAAGAUUUGGAUUGUCAAGCAACAGCAUGAUAUAAAUGAGUAUCUAGAAUCUUGGCAUUGUCAAUCUGUUGGUUAUUUUCGAGAUGAACCUGUAAGCGAUGCAGCAUUUUCGUCAGAUGGUUCCCUGUUGGCUGUCGUAUAUGGCAAGGUGAUCACAUUAUGGGAUCCUUAUAUCAACGAACAAAAGAAAACCUUGUGUUCUCCCUUUGCUGAAAAUAUCCGAAACAUAGCAUUUGGAAGAAAAGUUUGCUCGCACAUUUUGUUGGCGACAACCAAACAUUAUUUUAUGGCCUGGAAUCUUCUUUCUUGUGGAGUUUUAUGGAGUACAAAAGCUGAAGUCCUUUCCAUUCUUCCUGAUCCGUGCAGCUAUUUAGUAACUACUUUUGUUAAAGGAGCUAAACAGCAAAUCGAUGUUUACAUUUUUGAUGCACGAUCUGUUAUUCCACUUGCAAUUGAGAUGGAUGUGAUCAAAGAUUCCCAAUUCCUAGCUGCUGCAUUUCAAUUGAACACGAGAGGCUUGACUGUGCCUAAUAAGAACGACAACAUCACUAUGGCUAAGCUUUUUUACAUGAGCAAAAAACAGAUAUUAUAUACAAUUGAUGAUGUCCAUUCAGACGAAGUAUUUCCUAAAAAGGGUAGUGAAAAUAUGAGUGAGGAUGUAAACUCAGAAUUUCAUCGUGUAUUUGGAGUUAGUCAAAAGCAAGACCAAACUUCUACUGUAACAGACCCUGCAAGGAUUUAUAGAAACACUUCAGCAUCCUCCAAAGUUAUUCGCGAGAUGUUGAGUGCUCCAUCUCAUGCCCUUCCACCAGUGAAAAGUUUAUGUUCAAAACUUCUCCAUUCAUUGCUUAUAAGCAAGGAACGUAACAGUGUGACCGCUGAGCAUGAAGACGUUACAAGUGAUGAUGACGAUAUGAAAGAAAUGGACAUCGGUGAAGACGAAACGUCAUCAGAUGAAGAUAUUGCAGACUCAGAUAAACUAGAUACCAAGAUUACCAUAGAGGUGCAAGAAGGCUAUUUAAAUCGCGACGACGAUUUGCCAACAACAGAUUUUGAUUGGAUGAAAGAAAUAUUCCAGAACAUGCCAUGAAAUAUUUUCCUAUUCCGACCACCAUACUCAAAGUGCUGGUCCAACCGAAAUUAUUUCGAAGAGUGUAAUAUCUUUGGACAUCAGAAAUCGUUCAUCCUAUGUUUCGCUCUUUCAACCAAGCGAGUUCCUCAUGCGGCACGUGCAGGUUUCAAGCUUCGACUUUACCUUUGGAGAGCAAUUAAGAGGAAAUUGAGAAACCGAAAUUAGCUAGUUAUCUCGCUCGAGGUACUCCCUUACAUUAAAGUCAAUACCAAAGCGGUGAUUUAUUACAUACACAUAUAUGACACAGUACUAUAACACCUCAACACAACAAUUACAUGGAUUUUGUCUGCUACAAA